Molecule: messenger RNA, 1112 nt
Organism: Erinaceus europaeus (western European hedgehog)
Lineage: Eukaryota; Metazoa; Chordata; Mammalia; Eulipotyphla; Erinaceidae
Gene: CKLF
Product: chemokine like factor
Exons: 6
Coding region: 54-1022 (322 amino acids)
Cellular component (GO): membrane
Source: RefSeq, a predicted model, not a curated record
CAGAGGCGGUUGCGGGCUGGCGGGGGGGCCCGUGUGCUGGCCAGAGGGGCCGGAUGGCAAGUGCAGGCGCCGAGCCAGCGAGGGAGAUGCCGCCCUUGAAAGUGAAAAUUCAGCAUCGCCCCUUCUGUUUCAGCGUGAAAGGUCACGUGAAGAUGCUGCGGUUGGCACUAACUGCAACAUCUAUGACCUUUUUUAUCCUCGCACAAGCCCCUGAACCAUAUAUUGUUAUCACUGGAUUUGAAGUCACCGUUAUUUUAUUUUUCAUACUUUUAUAUAUGCUCAGACUUGAUCGAUUAAUGAACUGUUUGUUUUGGCCUUUGCUUGAUAUUAUCAACUCAAUGGUAACAGCAGUAUUCAUGAUAAUUGUAUCUGUGUUGGCACUGAUACCAGAAACCACAUUCUUCAUUGUUCUUGGAGGGAUUCUUCUCGUAGCAGCACUGUCUGUCUUCCUGACUGCAGAUGCCCAUGAAUCGUACAUAGCAAUCACAGUUUUGGAAAUCUGCAUAGUUCUCUUCUUUAUUCUAGUCUAUGUGCUAACCCUUCAUCACUUGCUGCUUUGUUUAGACUGGCACUUAUUUGAUCUUAUCAACAGUUUCAUUACAUCUGUCUUCCUUUUAGUAGUUGCUGCUUCGGCAAUAAAAGAACAGCAGAGAAAGCAAUUAUUUUUUACUGGAGGGAUGCUGUGUCUCAUAGCAGCACUCCUGUGUAUCAUCGAUGCAAUUUUGGUCACCAGGGGGAUGAGGAAUAAACUGAAGAAACUCCUGGGAUUCAAAGUCGAAACCCAGCAAGUGCGGGUUGUGAAGGAAAUACCAGAGAAAGGAGCCACCAAGGUCCUCUCCCGAACAGUCAUCACUUCGUCCACCCCGGCUGCACCCACUCAGCCACCCGGCCCGGCCCCAGCACCCACUCAGCCACCGGGCUCAGCACCUACGAAAGCUGUGUCGCGAGCACCCUCACCGACCUCGAUGGCACCGCCACGGGCACCCACGAAAAGCACCAAGAGGCCAUCCACACGGACCUAAGUGUGGGUGCCUCACUGUCCCCAGCACACCCCCAGGAUGUUACCCCCUGAGGGACACCGGUGGUCAUAAAGUCAGAGCUGAGUCACAAGG